ACGUCUCCACGGCAGCGUUGUCAUAGUGAAGCUGAGAACAGGCACUAAACAAUCUGUGUUUGGGUUCAGUGCACAUGCUGAGUUCCUGGGAUCUCACCGUAAUACCCUGACACACAGAGAGGCUCACAGCAACAUCAGGAUACUCAUGAGGGUAAUGUCAAGUACUGAACCUUGGGUUGGGACCUGGAGGCCCCACAAGCCAAGAGGGCCCAUAGCUGCCCUCUAUGGCAGCCCAGGGCCCAAGUAUGCACUGCCUGGACUCACAGGAGUUUCUCAACAUGACCCCACUAAAUACAAAGCACCAAUGUUCAGCUUUGGGGCACGUCAUGACCGCAAGCUAGAGAGCUCCCCUGGACCAAGCUACCUCAUCCCCUCCAACAUCACCAAAGUGGGCAGAGACGGCACUCCUGCGUUUUCACUCCACAGCCGUCCAAAGGAGCCACAAUUGUUCCAGGCUCCCGGACCAGGCAAAUACUCCCCAGAGCAUUCAGUAAAGGCGAUCUUCCGCUCCGCUCCUGCUUAUUCUCUAUCUGGGAGGGGCAAAGACAUCAACACUAUCCAAACACCAGGUCCAGCCUCCUACUCUCUGCCCCCAGUGCUGGGAGACAAAACUGUGGCCACAUCUGCAGCUCCCACCUUCUCGUUUUGUGGCCGCAGCAAAAACGGAAGCUUCCAUGAGGACCUGAAGAAGACUCCUGGCCCAGCUGCCUACAAAGUUGUGGACCCUUGUAUUUACAAUAAAAAACCUCCCCAGUUUAGCAUGACAGGCCGCAACUUCCCACCCAGUGAAACCACAAAGAAACCAGGACCUGGCGCACACUGUCCUGAGCAGGUGACCUUCACAAGAGCAAAAGCUCCGAGCUUCUCCUUUGGACUACGUCACUCGGAGUUCAUCGCACCCCUCAUCAUAGAUGUGCCUGAAUAAUCACACAUCAUCUCAUUUCAACCAGAAAUUCACACAGCAUAAAACAAAAAGCACAAUAAAGCUCAGAAAGCAAACUGUGCAGGAUUAUUGAGAUCAGAUUAUAUGAAAGGUCCCACUGUGUUGGUACAUGUCACUUUGGGUUAUGACCACUAUCAGUAUUUGAAGUAAGGUAUACUGAAUUUAAAAAAGGCUUCAUGAGUGGCACAUGUCUGACAUUUGUAUUAAUGUAACUUGAUUUUUAAGAAAGUAUCUUAGACUGGUUUUAUUUUCCAAGCUUUUUCUUGUUGGUUCAGAAAACUACUAAUUAUUUUUGAUUGGGUAAUUAACAUUUUCAGUCAGUCAAUCAUAACAUGACAUAAUCAUAACAUCACAUCAUCAAUCAUAACAUGACAUAACCUGCCAUGUGUUAAUAGUAAUAUAAAAGAUGGCUUCAUUCCAUGUAGGUGUCCCAGUGAGCCUUGUCAGGGAGCCAGCAUGCACCAUAACGCAAGGCUCUCGUACUGGCCUGACCUGAAUGGAAUGAAGCCAGUAUUAAUGCUUUUAGACACACCUGCUGUGUUAGUCAAGAGGGGUCUGUGUUUAGCUGGCACAUAAAUCAUCGGUGUAACAGAGACUAUGAAACUAUUUUAUCAAGAGAAGUGAAAUGUUAUUUUUAUCGAGGAUGUUGUGUUACUUCCAAUCCACAAAAACCUUUGAUGCACUGAAAAAAAAUCACUUGUCCUCUACACACCCAAUUUGUGGAAUUCACUUCAACAUUAUAUUAAACACUUACACAAUGAUAUUAUCCACUGCAGUUAUUUUAGUACAUAAAUGGUAACUGGGAUGAUUAAACAUGGAAAGAUUUUUUCUCCAGUUUUAUUGUAGCUUGGACAUUAUGUCCUAAAAGAUGUGAUGGGACUAAGAGAAGAAGGGGUAUGUUCUUGAUGGUUACAGGUAGAGUCAGGGGUACUUUUUUAAAGUCACGGUUAUUUCAGUGGCCUAGGGAAGGUCAAUUUAUAUUUGAGAACAUGAGCUACUCUCUCUCAAAGCCAGACAUCAGAGAAGAAAGAAGGCUAGGCCAGGCUAGCCAUAGGCUGCUCCAAAGACAUUAAAUGGGAGCCUAAUUUUGUGGACCCCCUUUAAAAAAUAAAUAAAUAAAUAAAUAGAAAAAAAAUCCUUUGCAUUUUUUUUUUAUUUUCUUGGCAUUAUAAUACAAAAAAAACCUUUUUUUUUAAAUGUAUUUUAUUUAUUAGUAUUUUUUUUUAAUCAGACCUCAUACUUUUU
Messenger RNA from Epinephelus fuscoguttatus (brown-marbled grouper), 2188 nucleotides. RefSeq names its product outer dense fiber of sperm tails 3B (gene cimap1b). The coding region runs from base 146 to 925 and encodes 259 amino acids. Lineage: Eukaryota; Metazoa; Chordata; Actinopteri; Perciformes; Serranidae. The record is from RefSeq and is a predicted model, not a curated record. Gene Ontology annotation, cellular component: cytoskeleton. The transcript has 7 exons.